UUGAAAUGUUGACGUCCGUCAUAUAAUUUACUUUUUAUUUGGUUAUGCUAUAUUUACAUAUUAAUGCUAAUUGCAAACGUACAAUGGCUAGGAGUGUUUGUAACGUGUUUGUCUCUAGUCAGUAUGUGCCAGCUUCUGUUUACCUUCUUUUUGUCCGUUAUCCUCUCAGAUGUUAUUACCCUUGUUGGAUGCCACUAUUCUACAGGAGUAGGUUUAAUAGCAGGAUUCAUCACCUUCCCAACAUCAAUACGUAUGAAAACUUCGCACUUCUCUCCUAAUAUGAGCAAGAUCUAUGGUUAUACGUUUUGUUUUCAACGUCUUGCAAUGAUUGUUUGUGGAACAUUACAUUUGUCUGCCACUUUAGUUGCGAUUAUAAUGGUUGUUUUAAUUUUGAAACACAGAAGCAACAUAGGAAACGAUUUCGUUAAGUUGAUGAAAAGUUAUCAUGAGAAAUUAUUCUCCAAAGUGUUGGUCGAUAACGUUCAGUUUGCUCUACAAUGUUGCGGAGCAACAUCAAGUAGAGACUGGUAUCCAAAUCGGGAUAAUGAUUACUUCCAAGAUACCUUCGACGAUGCUUUCUCUAUCCCCUUUUCGUGUUGUUCAAAAUAUUCAAACGAGGGAUGUGAUCCUUACGACCCUUCUUCAUCCACAAUUAACCAUCAAGGGUGCAUAACUGAAUUAGAAAAGAAAGCAAUAUUAUUACUUUGGAUAGAAAUAUCGUUAAGUGGAUCCUGCUUAAUUAUCGAGAUGGCAGUUUUCUUUUCUUUAAAGAGACCUAGCGAGCAAGACGAUUUACACUCAUCUUCAAGCACUCUAAAAACCAUCUACGUAAGAUCUAAAUGGGGUGAUUUUUCUAACACCACCGACAAAUACAAACAUGAUGAUGGUACCGAUACUAACAGUACAGCCCAACUGUGUCCUAGUCUGCAUUCAGAAGUAUACCUGUCUUAUAAAAAAUCUAGAGAAAACAAAAGGAUAAUGUGGAAUAAAUGAAAUAAAAAACGCAUGAUUAUUUCAUAUAAAAAAGUUUAAUCAGAUUCCAUAUUUAAAUAAACGAAUUUUCUUAGGCUUAUUUGUACACGUCUUAAUAUCUCUUAUUGGCAAGGGUUUCUAAUAACUAAUAACUUAAAAACUAUAAGGACAUGGCAGUUUACUACAGUAGAAAAAAAGGACGUUGAUGAAAGUGAUCAAACAAUGUUGUCUAUUUUUUUUCAAAAUGUGUUGAUUAGGUACAUAAUAUAAUAAUUAGCGAAAUAUAGUAUUUUAUUAUUGUUUUUAAGGUAUUUAAAUGGAAUAUUGGGUACCACUGUUACCGAUUUUUUUGAUAAUCUUACUAAGAUCGAAAUUUUUCUUCAUAAAUAUUAUCCAGCAUAUAAUUUAAGUCCUUAAUUUGUUGUGUUUCAAUAUUUAAAUUUAGUCAGUCAGAAGUGGAAGACUGCUUCUUUUCAAGGUAUCUGUCCCAAUAAUAAUACCAUUUACCUGUUACUCGACCGUUAACUUUGUGCCUCCUUAUACAACUGGAGACAAAGCUCUAGGUAUAAACUCCAAAUCUCGGCGCCCAAUGCAAAGAGUGGAGUUUUGUCAAUGCGUAAUUGAGGUUAUGGUCCAUGAGAUUCUAAAUUACCUCUACCGGGUUUUUACAAAAAAAAACAAAAAGUGAAACGGAAACUGAAAAUUUAGCAGGCGAUCAAAAACUAAGUACAAAUACAAAAAAUAUUUAGAAAUCUGUUUGAUAAUGGUAGAGAUACUCUCCGGUUUCCUUAAAAUUUUAGUAUGUUAUGGGUACUACCAUAUUUGCCAUGGUAAUCAAGAUUAUACAUACAUAUAUGUUGGGUAAGGAAAGCAUGUCUUCACCUACAUCUUUUUUCAAUUUUGAAUAAUCAAAAACUACCAUGACGUGUCAUCAAAAUUUCGCAAAUAUUUAACGAAAGAUUAGGUUGGGAG
Molecule: messenger RNA, 1944 nt
Organism: Agrilus planipennis (emerald ash borer)
Lineage: Eukaryota; Metazoa; Arthropoda; Insecta; Coleoptera; Buprestidae
Product: CD151 antigen-like
Exons: 5
Coding region: 64-993 (309 amino acids)
Cellular component (GO): membrane
Source: RefSeq, a predicted model, not a curated record